Molecule: messenger RNA, 1857 nt
Organism: Patella vulgata (common limpet)
Lineage: Eukaryota; Metazoa; Mollusca; Gastropoda; Patellidae
Product: CTTNBP2 N-terminal-like protein
Exons: 5
Coding region: 227-1732 (501 amino acids)
Source: RefSeq, a predicted model, not a curated record
CUUGCAAUGCAGUUUUAUUUUAUUGGAUACAGCAUUCUUUCAUUGUUGAAAUUUUUUUAUCUUCCGAUAUAUAUAUAUAUAUAUAUAUUUAAUUAAAAGUCUGUAAAAUAUAACCUAAAUAAUCAAUCGAUAGCCUGUGUGAACUGUUUCGAUCUGUUCUAAAUCAUGAUGCAGGAAAAUCCAUGUAAAUGUGCUUGUUGAGUGGACUGACUGGACGGUAAUAAAAAUGGCGACGAGAAAUGUGAAAUCUGCAACAGUAGGCCUAUUCGAUCCAGCGGAGAAUCUGCAAUCAACAAAUACUUUAAAGCGCCAUCCUAAUCCAGAUUGGAGUAAAUCUGAUUUAUUAAGACUUCUCAGUUAUUUUGAAGGAGAAUUACAAGCUAGAGACAUUACUAUUGCUGCUUUGAGAGCAGAAAAAUCCAAACAGCUUUAUUAUCAGGCUAAAUAUGGCAGAUUUGGUCUUGGAGAUCCGUUUAUGGCAUUACAGCGAGACUCUGACAACACCAAAGAUAAUAUAUUUGAUGAAUCUGCCAUUAAAUCAAUGUAUGAUAAUCAGUUAGCCCAACUUGAAAACCUAAUAGCCACACAACGGAAAGCUCAACUUAAAAUGAGGGAACAACUUGCUAAUUCAGAGAAAAGAACACAGAAGAUUUGUUCAGAGCUUGAAGAUGAAAAGUGCAAACAUGCCCAAGAUACUGCACAAGGAGAUGAUGUUACGUAUAUGCUGGAAAAAGAAAGGGAGAGACUAAAACAAGAAAUUGAUUUUGAAAAGGGUCAGGUGAAAAGACUAGAAAAAGAUUUAAAGAAAAUGUUGUCAAGUCUUGAAGAGGAAAGGUCCAAUUCUGUUAAACAUAAAGAGAUUGCUAUAAUGCUGAUCAAAGAACGUAAUCAAAUGCUUGAUAAAGUAUCUCAUCAUAAACAUAGAUCUAAUGAAAGAUUCCCCAUAGAUGAUCAGGAAAUAGGGAACAUGGAAGGAACAUGUGAACAUAAGAAUAUAGAAGUAGCUAUUGAUAAACUACCACAUGAUGUUGAACAUGAACAGCUUAAGAGUAGACUAGCAUAUGAAGAGUCAAAGAAUAAAGACCAGUUCUUGAGCAUAGGAUCUUUGAAUAAACAAAUUGAGUCUUUAACAAUUCAGUUGCAAAGCAUGUUAGAGCGGUCAGCAACCCGUGAAUCUAUACAAAGUAUUGAAAUGAAAUCCAGUGUUACACCACAUUGUAUUAUUUCCAAUUCACCUUGUAGCAAACCAACACCAAAAAAUGUCAAACCUGUGUUGGACAGCCGUCUAAUUGACCAGUCUGCUCAUGCACAAUCUCUAGUAGGAAAAGAGGUUCAUGGAGUAAAUCAGCACCCAACUCUUUUAGCCACACAAGGAAAUGAAGUAGGCAGUAGCGCCAUUGUUGAUAGAUCGAUAGCUGAGAACAUCAAUGUAGCUUCAGGUAGUAAUGCUACAGUAUUUUUGCAACCGAUAAGAAAAAUAUCUCUUCAUUUGGGACAGAGUGUGGGGAAUACCAAAAAAACAAUUCAAGGAGUUAGAGGCACACCACCACCUCUUCCACCGAAUAAACCUGUGUUAUCUUAUGGGACUAAACCAACACCUCCCCCGAAAGUUGGCAUUACUAUCUCAAAAGAUACAAUAAUUGUUUCUGAGGUGGAUGCACUUCAUGCUAAUUCCCCAAAAGGUGUUCAAAUUCCUGUUAAUGUUGUUAGAGAACAAUCGGUGCCACCCUAGUCAAGGAAAUCGAAAGAUGAUUCACCUGUUAGACAAAGAGAUUCUGUUUGUGUUAAUGCUAAAUAAAAAAGCAAGAUUUUAUAGAUGAAAAAUGAACAGUUAUCAGAAAUUAAAUGUGCAAUAUC